GGUGAUUUUUAUUUUCAAAACAUAAUUUUAAGCUUUUUGCACUAAUUAUGAUAAUACGAAAAUUGAAAAGGUCAAAGAGAACCUUUUGAACUGGCGCACUUUGAUUUGAAUGGAACCGAUUUUCCCCUAUAUUAGACGGGAAAUUUUCAGUCGAACGUCCUCCUCCCACCCCCUCUCAAAAAACCUCUGUAUAGUUUUGUCCCUAGAAACGGGGCCAAAUUAUAACUUCCCUGGGUUUGCAUUGGCUCUCGAGGGCCCUGACCACAGUGCUCAGCACGUCAGCAGUCUCAGCACGUUAAAAUAAUUUUAAUUAUUGACAACAAAAUAAUUAACAUUUUUUUUGUCGUCAAAAUGACGUAAUACACCCCCUCCAAUACCAUCUACCUCUGCCUACACAUCUAAUCUCUUAUAAGUAUCAACGCCAUUUCCACCUCGAUAGCAUAUUUUAUUGAUACCUAUAAGCGAGGCACACCUGUUGAUCGUAAUUUCAACGGAAGUCAGCCUCUCCAAAUGAAAUAAUCCCAUUCAAAUUAUCUUGAUGAUGUAUUAUUCAUACUGUACUUAAAAAACUGAUUAAACGAGUCAUCAACAAUUACAGAAAAAACACUUGACAAUUUCAUAGGUACAAAAAACGUACUUACAAUGUACCUACCAAAUAUAAAUAGUAGGUAUACCUUCGACGCUAUCCAUUUCGAUGUGGAAGUGUACAAGUGGCAGGUAAGUAAUUCUCCAUAGCAAGAAACUAAAAAUCAAUAAGGUUCGAGUGCUGCUGACAAAUGCAAAGACAGAUAUCGACAAUUCUUACCAAUUAGAUCAGUCCAGUGAUUUACUCAUCAUCAAAACUUCCAAGCGUUUGAAUCGCGAAACGGAUUACAAAAUAAUCAUCGAUUUUCAAGGCGUACUAGAGGAAAAUUCCGGCGGAUUUUAUCGAACUUAUUACACUAGGUAUUGGUGAAGAAGAACGAUGGCUAGGGAUGACUCAAUUCGAGCCGAAUCACGCUCGCGAAGCUUUCCCCUGCUUCGACGAUCCACGUUUCCGAUCAUCAUUCACCAUUUAUAUAGCUCGCCUCAAAAAAGACGGAUUAUCCUUUAGUAAUAUGCCAAUACAUGAUACGUUCCUACCAGAUAACUCAGUUACUGGUUCAAAUUACGUCUGGGAUGCAUUCCAAUCAUCCACGCCCAUGCCUACAAAUUUAGUAUCAUACGCGAUUGUGCCGAAUUUCUCAUACGUCGUGACUGAAGGUGGCAAUAUGCGAAUCGUGGAAAAACAUACAUCCAACAAAAUCCACUACAUUUACAAUCAGAGUCCAAAAAUAUACAGACAACUCGUAAGGUACACGAAUACUGAGCACUAUUUACCAAAAUUGGAUAUCGUAGUCGUUCCUUUCGUGGCAAAUGGUAAAGGAGGUGCAGGAAACUGGGGCAUGGUAAACGUUGAAGAACGAUUUGUAAUUUUUAACGAAGAUAAAUGCAGUGCCCAACAAAUACAAAUGGCUUUACAACUUAUUAGCAGCAAAUUUUCUCACCAGUGGUUUGGAGAUCUAGUCACACCAGCUUGGUAUGAUAAUGAAUGGCUUAAGGAAGGAUUUGGUUCCUAUUUCGGAACAUUCAUAGCAGCUAAAGUUGAAACAACGUUCGAUCUGCAUCAACUGUUUGUUGUCGAAACAAUCCAAGAAUCUUUAUGGAACGAGGUGACCGUACAAAGAGCAAUGACGACACCUAUUCGAAAACCUAGCCAAGUUACAGAUGUGUUUGACAUUAUAAGUGACAAAAAAGCUGGCUCAAUAAUCAGAAUGUUUGAGCUCAUACUAUCGCCGGAUACAUUCAAAAAAGCUCUACAUGAUUUUCUACAGAAUGGGCACGAUAAACAAAAUGGCUUAGUUGUUGAGAAAAAUCUAUUGGGUGCGUUUGAUGCAGUUUCAUCUCACGAAACGACUAAGCUACCACCUCACAUCUCAACUUACAAUGCAAUGAAAACCUGGACUACGAAUAUCGGAUUUCCAUUGAUCACUGUGACUCGUAAUAAAGCAGAAGGAAAAGUCAUUGUUACUCAGACAUCUUAUCGAGCCCUUGAAGCUCCCUCACGAUUACCUGAUCAGCAAUGGAUAGUUCCAUUAACUUACGCAACGAAAUCUCAACAGCUCCGUGUGGCCAGCCCCGACCAUGUGGGGGUGGGGGUCGAAAAUAGUGCCAAUCGUUUGUGCUUCGUUUGUGCACGUUUGUGCACUAAUUACUUUCGUUUGUGCUCACCCCCUUCAUGGCGUAUUUGAAGGGAGCCUUGGUCG
Messenger RNA from Planococcus citri (citrus mealybug), 2285 nucleotides. RefSeq names its product glutamyl aminopeptidase-like. The record is from RefSeq and is a predicted model, not a curated record. Gene Ontology annotation, molecular function: peptide binding; metalloaminopeptidase activity; zinc ion binding. The transcript is spliced from 8 exons. Gene Ontology annotation, biological process: peptide catabolic process; proteolysis. NCBI's taxonomy places the organism in Eukaryota, Metazoa, Arthropoda, Insecta, Hemiptera, Pseudococcidae. The coding region runs from base 975 to 2270 and encodes 431 amino acids. Gene Ontology annotation, cellular component: cytoplasm.